CGGUGGCUGGUGCGGCAUUUGUGAGCGUCUGAAGGGUUUCAUUGGAGAUUAAGAAAGAAAGGGUAGUUUCGAGGAAGUGACGGACGACGCUCGGAAGACUGGUCAGAGGAAGUUUGCUCGAUAAUGGUGCCGUGCGGCUGAACGAAACUUUUCCCCCUCUUGAGCGCCAGCGGAGUCGUGGAUCGGGACGGAAGGAUCCAGCAGGGCGGCCGGGGGGAAGCUUUUGUUUCCUGGCCACAUUUGCAGCUCUGAGGAAUAACUUGAGGGCUGGGUGAAAGAAAGAGAGGGUCGCAGAGAAAUUUCAUUCCCUACAACCAACCCCCCUUUCCCUCUCCCUCUGUCUUCCCCGUUCUUUCCCCAGCGCCUCCUGUUUUGUUUUUUUCCCCGGGAUUAGCGAUGGGGAAGGAGCAGGAGCUUCUGGACGCGGCGCGCACGGGGAAUCUGGCCGCGGUGGAGAAGCUUUUACCCGGGAAGCGACAAUCCGCAGGCGGAUCGUCUGGGAGCGCAGGAAGCGGCAACAGCAGCGGGAGCAGCCACGGAGCUUCCUCCCAUCCGCUCUCCAGUCUACUCAGCAUCUGGAGAGGCCCCAAUGUGAACUGUGUGGACAGCACCGGAUACACGCCUUUGCACCAUGCUGCCCUCAAUGGACACAGUGCUGUGGUGGAGGCGCUGCUACGGAAUGAGGCCUUGACCAACAUCGCCGACAACAAGGGCUGCUACCCGCUCCAUCUGGCUGCGUGGAAGGGAGACGAGCGCAUCGUAAAACUUCUCAUCCACCAAGGACGUUCAAACCCCCAAAUCAACGAGCAGAGCUCUGUAGACCAUAAAGAAUUCAAACGCUGUGGGCCCUUUGACCCCUAUAUUAAUGCCAAGAACAACGACAACGAGACGCCGCUGCACUGUGCCGCUCAGUACGGCCACACCCAGGUGGUGCACCUGCUGCUAGACGAACUGACGGACCCCACCAUGAGGAACUACAAGUUCGAGACCCCAUUGGAUCUGGCCGCGCUGUACGGUCGUCUGGAGGUGGUCAAGCUGCUGCUCAGCGCCCACCCCAACUUGCUCAGCUGCAACACAAAGAAACACACACCUCUGCACCUGGCCUCUCGGAACGGACACCUGUCUGUGGUGGAGGUGCUGCUGGAUGCUGGCAUGGACAUCAACUAUGAGACGGAGAAAGGCAGUGCCCUCCACGAAGCCGCCUUGUUUGGGAAGAGAGAUGUGGUACAGAAACUACUCAGUGCAGGUAUCGAUGUACAUAUUUUUGACCAAAAGGGACUGACAGCGCUGGACACUGUCAAAGACAUGCCAUCCCAGAAAAGCAGAGAAAUAGCUGCACUCAUCCUGGGGCACAAGACUGGAAAACCCCCGGACAUUGAACUUCCUCCUCCGCCCAUUCCUCCACCUCAGGAGAGCCCCAGCCCAAGGAAGAAAGGUAACCUGGACAAAGUGACGGAGCUAAUAUCAGGGCUGGCCCUGGGGCCCGAGGAGGAGAGCCCCUAUGAAGCUCUUUUUGAAGCCACAUCAUGCCACUCUUUAGACAGCCUCACUAGUGGCAAGUCCUCCGACAGGGACUCAGGACGGCCAGACAGUGAAGUUGGCAAGAAAGAUCGUGUUGCCCACUCAUCACAUGUUGCCCCAGGUCAUGAAGAAGAGAUGAGCUCAGAGGUUCUUUAUUUAGGUAGCAGCACGGAUCAGAGGAGAGAGCCGGCAGAGGUACAGGAGGAUCACACGUACGAGUUGCUGCUGACUGCAGAAACCAAAGUCCCACCGCCCAAUCUGGAGUCCCAGUCCAAUAAAGAUGAGAAUGCCUCCACACAGUCUUCCAACAGUAUCCUACCUCAGCGCAAAUCCUCUGUGCCCCCCAAUGACCUCAGACCCCCAACUAAGACGGCAGACAGCCUACACCCUCCUGCCCGGAUCGCUCCACGAGCACCAGGAGAUAACUCCCAGCCAAGCCAGGAUCAGGCAGCAGGUGUCCCAGAGCAGUUCACUGGCCUCUUGCACGGAUCCUCUCCCGUCGUCGACAGCCGUGAGGACGCCUUCAGUCUUCCAGGUGUUCUGCCGCCCAACCAAGGCCAGUCGGAAACGAGGAAACCUGCCAAAGGUAAAGAGGAGCCACCGGCUGCUUCGCGUUCCCCUUGCCGACCCAGCAUGGCCGCCAUCCUGACGGACUGCGAUCCGAAAGCAAUUUAUGCCACUGUGAACAAGGAGCCCAGGGACGCCAUGGCGGGAGCAGGAUCUGGCGUCAGGAUGCGCCCUCCGGGCGACCUGAAGCUGGCCCGCAGCCUCUCCAAAUCCGACUCUGACUUGCUCUUGUCGCCUCCCGGUGAGGAGGAAGGGGGGCUGGGAUACCGGAGCGAGUCUGUUUCUAACUGUAGCACCGGCAAAAAGAGGCUGGAGAAGUCUCCCUCCUUCACCUCAGAAUGGGACGAGACUCAGAUGUCUUCUUCUUCUUCCCCAAAACAAGGAGGAUCUGACUCCACUGAGAGCAUUGAGAAGAUCAUGACUCUUAUUGGAGCGGGCAUUGAUUUCUCCAGAGAUCAGCAUUAUGAUAGUCCAGCAGGUGCUGCAAGCCGACUGCUGGACCAGCCCGUGGGGGACUGGCUGGAGCACGUGGGGCUGCCGCAGUACGAGAGCAAACUGCUGCUGAACGGCUUUGAUGACCUCCACUACAUGGGAAGCAACGUGAUGGAGGACCAAGACUUGAGGGAGAUUGGAAUCACAGAUCCGAGCCACAGGAAGAAGAUCCUGCAUGCAGCACGCUCCUUACCAAAGGUGAAAGCCCUGGGAUGUGAUGGUAGCAGCUCCCUCUCCGCCUGGCUGGAGAAUCUGGGUCUGCACGAGUACCUGCCCAACUUCCUAGCCAGCGGCUACCGCAGUCUGGACUGUGUGAAAAACCUUUGGGAGCUGGAGAUCGUCAAUGUGCUUAAGAUUACUUUGCUUGGUCACAGGAAACGCAUCAUAGCCUCCUUAGCUGAAAGGCCUUAUGAGGAGCCUCCUGUCAAACCUCCUCGGUUGUCUCAAAUCAGGUGUCAGGACCUGCCAGGAUCCCAGACCUCGUCUCCUCUCAGUCACGUGGAGCUGUACAGCGGCCGCUCCAUGGACCCGCUGCUGCCUGCAGCAGAACCGGGCAGGAAAAAAGCACCAGAAACAGAUUAUGACGUUGCCCAAAGACAUCAAAGUGGAAGGCAAAAGCCUCAGGAACAAUAUGAAGAAAUUCAUCAGGAGCCUCGACUGACCUUACGACCUCCGAGUCUAGCAGCAUAUGCCCCCGUCCAGAACUGGCACCACCAGCCUGAGAAACUCAUAUUUGAAUUUUGCGCCUAUGAAGCUAGUUAUCUUGGUUCUAUGCUGAUUAAAGAUCUGAGGGGUAUUGAAUCCACGCAGGAUGCUUGUGCCAAAAUGCGGAGAUCCACAGAACAAAUGAGAAAAAUCCCAACUAUUGUUCUGUCGAUCACUUACAAGGGCGUGAAGUUUAUAGAUGCAGCGAACAAGAACAUCAUCGCAGAGCACGAGAUCCGUAACAUAUCAUGUGCAGCCCAGGAUCCAGAGGACCUGUGUACGUUUGCCUACAUCACUAAAGACCUGCAGACCAGCCACCAUUACUGCCAUGUCUUCAGCACAAUAGAUGUGAGCCUGACUUAUGAGAUUAUCCUGACGCUGGGCCAGGCGUUUGAGGUGGCCUAUCAGCUGGCUCUGCAGGCCCAGAGGACCAAACAGCAUCAGGGUCUCCCUGUGGGAAGCAGCUCAGACGUCAAUGAAUCCAAGUCCAGUCGACCUGUGCCCAGACCGCGAGGGAGUGUUCGGAAGUCAGGGGGAGACAUACUGGACCAAGAAGGGGAGUCACAGCCUCACACUGGUUCCACAUGGCUCGUGGAUCCAAAGGAAUCUAAGCGUUCAAUCAGCACUAAGUAUGAGACCACCAUUUUCUAAACGGAUCCCUGUUCUCCUCCUCCUCCUCCUGGGCCUGGCUGUUCCUACUUCCCUCCUCCUGUGUGCCUUUCACUGUGACUCAACCCUUUCCUUUGCGCUGGACGUCCACUUCCCCUCACCUCCUGACAACACAGCCUGUGACAGCUAACCAGCCUCUGUUGCUCCUUCACAAGUUGAACCUUCACCACUUCUACACUCUGCAUUGAUUGUUAUCGCAAUCACUCAACAAGUCUGCCACUAACAUAUUUUCCUGUAACUCACCUCUUCCCUUUCUUUUCCCAUCGACUGCAAAUGUACUGUUUUCCUCUCGGUGAUGAGCUCUUUCUUUUCCGCUACAUCAGGCGAUGGCUGCUCUGAAGCUUUUUCACUCUGAUCUUUCAUCUCUUGACUUCACUGAGUGCUGAGAAAAUUCUGAGAACUCACCCGCUGCGCUCAUCCCAUUCCCGGAUGGAUGUUUCCAGAAGAAAACUGUGGAUCUGCUCUCCUAACUCUAUGCAUCCAUCAGGCUUUAGCAGGCUGCUUCUCUUUAGUGGGAGUGCAAGUGGUUGGGAGGUUUAUUAAUAUUAGCCUCUUGCUUAAAGCCACGCUGAGGUCUUGUAGCACUGUGAGGAACUUGCUUAGGGGGGAUUUGUUCUUAGAAAGAGGACAUGACACAGCAAAAAGUCCAAAUUAACGUGCCUUGCAGAAGUGUUGAUCUCCAUGCAAUUUCUUUUCACAGUUUAAGUUGCAAAAACAAACUUCAAUGUUUUUUUUAUUGUGCAUUUAUUUGUUGAAAACAAAUAUAGAGCUGUGCAUAACUGAUCAAAGAGGUAGCAUGUUCUUAAUGUUUUUCCUAAAUAAAAUCUGAAAAGAGUUGCAUGUGUUUGUAUUUUAUAUUGUAGCUCAAGCUCAGAUUAGAUGAACUCCAUCUAUGAACUUUUCUUUGAUAUGCCAUUUGCCGUGUCCCCUAUAUUGCUUUUAAGUAGGACUUUAUGUGUAAAAGUUGUCUUUUUAACAUUAUCUUCCAACUUGAGCUGUGUACCUCUCCAACUCCUCCAGAGUUACAACUGACUUCCUGUCACUUCAGGUCAGCUUUAACAAGCUUUCCUGUACUUCCUAAAUAAAAGCUUCUCCAUGACAUGAUGAUAGUAGAGUAAAAGUCUAUAAAAAGGCCUUGGACGUUGAGGUUUUAAAAUAACAUUUUAAACUUGUGUGAAUACUUUUGCAAGGUACUGUAUAUUUGGACUGUUGUGCUCUAAUUUGUCCAAUCAGAGCAAAAGGGUGCAGACAGAUGAUUUUUCUCCAGUGAACUGAUAGUAAUUAAGCACUUUUACCAUGUUUUUGUAUAAGAAUAACAGCAUUUCCUCUGUAGCUCUCUUCUCCCUUCUUUUCACAACAAAUGCCUUCAGUAUUCAUCCUGUCUGCAUUGCCUUUCUGUAAUAUUGCCAAUGACACUUGUUAAAUACAUAAUUGCUGCUGGAAAAAAAAGAGUUGAGCAUUACAUAAAGGGAGGAACAGUUUGUGUGAACAUGUGUUUUCUGUUUUCACUCCAUUUUAAUCAUCUUACAUUGUGUGCAUGUGUCUGCGUGUCCCUCCCUCCUCUCUUAGCUGAAUGUUGCUGCUCCUCCCAUUAAGCGAGCUGGGACGGGAAUGGACCCUGACGCAUGAUGGGGAUGAGCUGGCAGUUUUUUGUGUUUUUGAUCAAAAAGUGAUGAGCAGCAGCUCAUGAUAUCAUCAGUCCGAUCAUGUUCGCAGCACACAUGCGGACCCGGAGACAAAGAUGAGGCUCCACUCCUUUUCAUCUGACCUCUCCACACAUCUUCCUGCCCAUCAGAGUGUGGCAGCGUCUCUACUCUCCAUGCAUUCACAAGCGGUAGCCUCCCUCGCAGAGACUUGGUGUUCACUGUUUGAGAAAGCAUACCUGUGUGCUCCAAUGCAGAAAUCUGUAGCGAAAGAAGUGGCAGGAGUGAGAUUAUUGAUUUUUUUUUUUUUUUGAGAGAGAGAGAGAGAGAGAGAGAGAGUGAGACCUCACACUGUAAACACAGACUACCCUUUGUGUUCAGAUAUUGGAGCUUCUCCCCAUAACCAUCAACCAUAUUCCUGCAUGGGAGAAACAUUUUUAACCAACACUACAAAGACUAUCUCUCAAUGAAAUCCCACUUUUGUUUGAUUUGAUUUUUAUUUUGUUGGUUUUAUUCAUUUUAUGGAACUGCUAGUGUCCUAAUGCUGGAACUGGAUCAUGACUGGUGCCCUCUCCUUUUUCCUUCCCCCAUUGUUUAAUUUAAUCCUACCAAGAUUAUUCACCAAAACCUGCCAUGCAGGCUGUUACGACUUUAUUUUUUAAGCUGCAGAACAGAACAAUAGGGUACAACAUGUUUGUCCAGGUAACUCCCUGUACGUUGACUGUUAAUGGUACUAUUGGUUGUGAGUCAGUGUGAGUCUGGGUACUUAACGGUUUAACUGUUGUAUGUGUGACGACACACUGGUGCGCGCCCUCUUUAGCAUCCCGGUGUGGGCACCUUUAUCCAUCAGCCUGAUCCAGUGCUGCUUUUGCACAUUGCCAAGGAUCAGGAGACAUUUUUUGGAACUAAUCUGAUAUGUUGAGAAUGGAAAUGUACAUGAUUCUAGAGCAGUCUGUAUUUUGAUACUUGAAUAAUUUUGGCUUUUAUAGUUAUCUAUAUAAAUGUGUAUGUAUGUGUAUAUGUAUGUAUGUAUGUACGUAUAUAAUUUUUGGUGUUUUUGUCAAAGCAAAGGACUAUGUCUUAUAAACUAAAACAUAUCGUGAAUAAAUAUCCUGUGAUUUAAAAAGAAAAAAAGGCUGAGGAAUUGACUCAGAGGGACCUCAAUUCAUAAAAAAAGAUUGUAAAUAAUCUUGGGCUUCCAGUCUUUUUUAUAGUUAUUUUUCAUAAUUGUAAAACUAAUAAAUGUUGGGAUUAGAAUUA
Molecule: messenger RNA, 6857 nt
Organism: Xiphophorus maculatus (southern platyfish)
Lineage: Eukaryota; Metazoa; Chordata; Actinopteri; Cyprinodontiformes; Poeciliidae
Gene: anks1a
Product: ankyrin repeat and sterile alpha motif domain containing 1A
Exons: 27
Coding region: 397-3936 (1179 amino acids)
Cellular component (GO): cytosol
Molecular function (GO): protein binding
Source: RefSeq, a predicted model, not a curated record